CGUGAUCCAUAGGUAUAAGCAAAAAGCAAAAGAAAAACUUACGGGAACGGCACAGAUAGGUACGCAACGCAAUUCUUGACACGGUUGGAUUUGAUACUUGUUUUGUUUCUGGUGGUUUUGUUGAGAUUUGAGAGAGGAACUGACGAUUGAUGAAUAUUCUUGUCUUCGUAUAGCUAGCUCUACCUGCAUUGCAUUACCCUAGGUAAUCAUGGCCUUCUCGCUCACCUCGAAGCAAGUCGAGCUACGCGGGUCGUGGCUCGUAGCCGCUGUGCGGAAGGGCGAUGGCUCGUGGACCGAGGCUCGUCUCGAUCUUAACGACUAUCUCGGCAACAAUGAUGGCGCCUUCGAUGUUGCGAUGAAUAAGUGGUACGAUAGCGCCCUGGACUGGUCGUGUCACCUUCGAGGUACGGUGCUGUGCGCCCAACUGAGGAAUAUCGCCGGCGAGUUCGCUUCCGAGACAUCCAUCAAUCUCGAUUUGUUCAUCAGGAAUCGAGACGGUAUCCUCGAGUUUCAAAAUCUGGGCGACUCCCUGUUCCUCUACACAGCUAGCUUAACCCUCGACAACGCGAAACUACGAGGCCUUGUCGUCGGCCGAGAUGGCAAAUUCCACACCUCAACGAUCGAUCUCGACGAUUACUACGGCAACAUCAACGGUCGGUUCGAGGCGAACGAGAGGCAUUUCUCACGAUCAGGUCGGAAUUUCGGUCUCGAACAUGAUAUCCACGCUCUCCGACUCACCGGCGAUGUCAUGGACUACGCGGGCGAGCACCACCAUUCCGAGAUUGAUAUCAGCGAGUGUGUUGUGAACAGCAAGGGUCAUCUAGCCUUCAAUAAGCCGGAUGAGACGGCAGAAAGGGAUCAAGAUCACUGGGCGACUACUAUCGCCGAGCCAAUCCCUCUAGUAGGAUCUGCUGUGGCUAGCUUACAACAAUCGAGGAAGGAGGAUGAAGUUGAGGACCGCUUCUACCGACAAAUCGCAUCCCAGACAAAUUCCGCACACACCACAAUCUCAGUCGUCAUCGGUGCAUUCAUCGGACGAGCAGCCAAGAGCCCAAUUAUCGGGAUGGUGAUCGGAGCUGGACUCAACAAUUCUCCUAACGUAUUCACCGACCCAAUCACAAAUUCCAUCGAAGACGCCGAAAUCCGAGGUCAAAUUCAAGAGCUUAAGCUAGGCAUAUUCGUCUUGGAGACUCUUCGCGAUUUAAUCGCAGUCGAUGACGCUGUCUCCGCUGCUUCAUUACUCACCGCGGCCUUAAAUCCCGAGAUCGACAAUUGGACGAAGGGUUUCUCUGCUUGGCUCGAGAGACAAAGCAUAAAUCCCCUUCCCGAGUUCUCGUUGCACACGAUGCUCAAGAGGGUCUACAUCCGCCUCCAAGGCGAAUCCGUCGAAGAAUGGGACAAGGUACUAGAGCUCCUCACCGACACCCAACAACGGAUAGAAACCCUACAGCUCGAGCCUGAGCCCGAGCCUGAGCCUGAGGUUGAACCCACGCCAGAACCGGAACCAGAGCCCUUGGUUUCGGAAGUAUCCAAGACUGACGAACCCACGACAGGCGAACUCGCAGCCACCGAAGCAAGCGCAACGUCCCCUCUCACAAACGGUAUUCUUCCCAACGGUGAUUCUGCCCCCAAACCCGAACAGCAGCAAUCCACAACCGACGAGUCUUCCAAGCCCGCCGCCGUCCCCGCCGCUCCCGCCGACGUACCCAAUGGGACUACCCCCGCUUCCAAAACCGCGACAACAACAACCAACACCAGCUCCCCCAGCAGCAGCAACCCGAAACUCGCCGCCUCCACCUCCAAGAACGGAAGCACGCGCGGCUCCACGCGCAAAGGGUGGCAUAACGUACUUGGCGUUUCGCUAUUCCGGGGUUGGUCUAAGCAUCGACAGCCGAAGGCUAUAUGAUCAAGGGACGUUUAUGUGAUCCCAAUCUCUCACCUUUGAUCUACAUACAUGCGAUAACGACAACGACAAACUUCCGUUCUUACCUACCAUUAACACUCGUUUGUUCUUGAUUUACCUAUGUAAAUGGUGUUGAAAUGAGAUGAAACGGGACAAGACGCGAUGCGAUGAAAGUGAGGAUGAAGUGAUUUGAUAUGAGUACGAUUUUGCUCGGGUUUUUCGGUUUUCUGGGAAUGGU
Hypoxylon trugodes is the source of this 2141-nucleotide messenger RNA. Its product is annotated as Cyanovirin-N. The transcript has 5 exons. Lineage: Eukaryota; Fungi; Ascomycota; Sordariomycetes; Xylariales; Hypoxylaceae. The record is from RefSeq and is a predicted model, not a curated record. Bases 209 to 1906 code for a protein of 565 amino acids.